Cyanistes caeruleus (blue tit) is the source of this 1523-nucleotide messenger RNA. RefSeq names its product MIS12 kinetochore complex component (gene MIS12). The record is from RefSeq and is a predicted model, not a curated record. Gene Ontology annotation, cellular component: chromosome, centromeric region; nucleus; MIS12/MIND type complex. Gene Ontology annotation, biological process: mitotic sister chromatid segregation; kinetochore assembly; mitotic cell cycle. Lineage: Eukaryota; Metazoa; Chordata; Aves; Passeriformes; Paridae.
CCCGCAAGCGGGAGCAGCGGCCCCGCUGCCUCGGGUAGCGCCGGGGAGCCCUGUGAGACCCGCCUUGACCUCGCGGCCCGGCCGCCCCGGCACCCCGCCGCCAUGUCGGUGGAUCCCAUGGCCUACGAGACGCAGUUCUUCGGGUUCACGCCCCAGACGUGCAUGCUGCGCUUCUACAUCGCCUUCCAGGACUACCUCUUCGAAGUGAUGCUGGUGGUGGAGGGCGUGAUGCUUAAGAAGCUGGACAGCAUCCCCGGCUGCAAAGUCAGCCCUUCCCAGAUCCGGAAAUGCACCGAGAAAUUCCUGGUCUUCAUGAAGGAGCACUUAGAUAAACUCUUCGCUAAAAUGGAAGAAGUGGUGCUGCAGCUGGUGAUGAACAUCCCUAAGAACGUGCUGCUGCCCGAGGACAGGGUGCAGGAGCAGUAUCCCUACAGCAAGGAGGAAUUCCAGGCGCUGCAGGACGAGCUGCAGCAGCUGCAGCAGCAGUGCAGGGCAGAGGCGGUCGUGGAGCAGGCGCUGCGAGCAGAGCUGGAGGAACAGAAAGUUGUCACGGCUGAGCUGGAGAAGAUUUUGCAGUGCUUUGAUGGGCUUGAGAAUAUCUGCAGGGAGCACGGGGCCAGCAACUUCAAGGAAAGCUUUGCCCUCCUGAUGCAGAGCUCUAAGAAACUGCAGGAUGUGCUGAAAGAUGUUGAGGAGAAGAGCAAAAAAAUGAAGCAGCGUGAUCAGUUAAUGUAAUGGAAAUUCUGAAAAGGCAACAGAUGUCAUACAGAGAGCUUGCUUAAAAUUACAGGGGCUUAUCUUUCCCUUACUCCACUCAUCCUGCCAGGAUUUGGUCUAAAAACUGUUAGCUAAGCCUGUAAAAUGUAACUCAGAUUGUUAACUUCCUAAGUUCUUCCUAAAUUUUGGCUUGCAUAAGGAACGUUUGAAAACACUGCAUGUUACCUUUGAACACGGUGUAGCACUUGCCCAUUUUAAGGAUUAUAAAAACAAAGCCUCGCUAAGACUUGUAGGAAUGUGUAGGUGGUUUCCAGCCUGAGGCCGGUGCAGGCUCAGUGAGGACAUGGGGACUUUGCCAGGAGCUGCCUGCCCAUGGCUGUGGUGCCUUUCACUAUGUUUGGAAAGCCAGCAAGGAGGAAGUGCAGGGAGAAGGAUGACACUGACGCUGUUGACAAGGUUCUGAUGAGAUAUGUUGGCAUCAAACCAAGUUUUAGCCCAGUUUCUGGAAUCUCAGGGUUCCUCACCACUACACCUGUGAUUGUGUUUCAGCACAUAUCUGCUGCUCCACAGAGCAGAAGCCACUGGAGGAAAUGAGUAAUUCCAUCACUUUGUCCUGCUUCACCUUAAGUUGCUUUAUAUAUAUAUAUUUUUUGUUUGUUUUUUGUUGUUGUUGUACAGUGUCUGUUUUCUACUAAAUAACAAAGUUCCUUCUAUUAAUGUUUAAUCAGAUUUUCUUGUGAAAAUGUUAUGAAUACUGAUAAUCUCGUGUCUUCAUUAAACUUAUUCUCUCUGUACUUAAUUCGAAA